AGCUCAUCUUUCCCCUGCCUCCUUUCAACAUGUCUUUGACAUGGGUCAAGAACCUGUUGGAAUCUUCAGAAGCGCUUUCUGAAAAGCCAUAUGCCCAGUUGAGAACAUCUUCUGAUAUCGAGUCGCUUGCUUCGACGCAAGUCAACAGUCUACUCGACACAGAGUCACCCAAGCGCAAGACUAUGAUUGACGCUCGAGUCAUCUCAGAUGCGAUCAUCGGUCUAUCUGAUGGUAUGACUGUGCCCUUCGCCCUGACAGCGGGCUUAUCUGCUCUGGGCGACUCACGGGUGGUGAUUCUCGGUGGUGUCGCUGAGUUGAUUUCCGGUGCCAUCUCCAUGGGUCUCGGAGGAUAUCUGGGUGCAAGGACUACUUUAUCUGCCACCCGCACACGAGUGGAAGAAACACCAUCCGCUGCUGCAAGCUCAGUCUCAACUAUUCUCGAGUCCUUUGAGUUACCGGAACACCUCGUAACCGAACUCAGCUCUCAUCUUACCAAAUCACCACAUCUACUUGGCUUCCUCAUGCGAUUUGAACACAUGCAACCAGAGCCAGCCAGCUCGCGAGCAAUCACCUGUGCAAUCACUAUUGCUCUCGGAUAUCUGAUUGGUGGGCUGCUUCCAUUGAUCCCGUAUUUCUUUGUCCCACGGGAAGAGGUUGUAUUGGCUUUGUAUUGGUCUUUUGGCGUCAUGCUGAGCUGUUUGUUCUGCUUCGGCUAUUGUAAAACGUGCUUUGUGGCUGGAUGGAGGGGAAAGGUGUGGCAGGGUGUGGUAGGUGGGGUGCAGAUGAUGCUUGUUGGUGGUGUUGCUGCUGGUUGUGCGAUGGGGAUUAUCAGAUUGUUCCACCAUCUUGCUUCGGAU
Molecule: messenger RNA, 857 nt
Organism: Aureobasidium vineae
Lineage: Eukaryota; Fungi; Ascomycota; Dothideomycetes; Dothideales; Saccotheciaceae
Source: the annotation of a GenBank genome assembly